UGCGCUUCAAAACCAGGGAAGUAGAACGGAGACAGGGGCGGGGCCAGCAUGUUUCCAAGGUAACAGCCCAGCGCGGGCCAACUACGAAUCAGCGACGAAAUGAGUGACCGCAGGGUACGAGUGCAAGGAGGACAUGCAAGAGGAUCCCGACCGACGGGUACUUCAAUGGAGCCAAAGGACAGAAGAAGAGCAGCAGAAGCAGCAGCUCAAAGGGACAAGGCUGCCUUUGUACACUUCACACGAGACCAGCACUUUGCAGACAGCCUGGUGGACUCCCUGAUCUCCGACAUGCUCGUGGAUGAGAUGAUUCCUGAUGUGCUAGCCGAGCUCUUCUCACGGCCUUCUCCUCAGGUCUCUGGGAUGGACAAGACCCAGGUGGAAGAACAGCGCUGGUUUGCGCAGCAUCUGCAGAGGUUCCCAGCCGUACCUGGGCACCAGGAUGCCCGUGCUGAACUUGCACAGCUGGUGGACAGCCACCUAACCCGGGCGGCCCUGUAUGACUGCGCAUCAACGCUUGUGAGCGAAACAGUCUCUAUUCUGGUGCCCGCAGUGGUGCAAGAAGCCAUGGAAGAGUUGGCAGUGGACACCUUCCUAGAAGAAGACCUGAUCCGUGAAGUUGUGGAGGAAGAAGUAAGGACGGCGGUCAGGUCGGCACUGAGUGAGCACACUUCUGCAACCUCCCAGCAGCAGCUGGCACAGGUCCGGCGCUGUGCUGCUAAUAGGCUGUUGGACUCUCUUCAGAUGGAUGGACUGCUGGACCUGAUGGCUGCCCAGGACGGCCUGUUCUCCCAGAAGCAGCAGGCGGCCCGACUUCUGGAUGGCUGCAUGCUGGAGCUCUUGUGCCACCAGUACCUUCGGCUCCUGCCUACUGCGGGACGCCACCCUCCAGAACCGUCCAAUCCGACGCUACCAUCGUCGGCUGUUUUCUAAGGUCGCCCUGGAAGCGAUGCUGACACGGCUGGAAGGCUCCCUGCAGGAGGACGCUGAGGACUGGCUGGAGUACGAGAAGGACAUGCAGAUGGACGUCAUGCUAGAAGGCCGCUGAUGGACUAAAACACACAAGUAGGACGUCCUGCAAGUGUGUGUGUGUGUGUGUGUGGGUUCCUUAUGGAGGCCAUGGGUGCCAAAGAGAUCACAAGCUCUGCCAUCCAAGGUCUGAGGCUCUGCCACUGCUUUCUUGGGUAAGACCGGUGACGAUGGAAGUGGAGAAAUUUUACAGCAUGUCGCUGAGGAGGUGGCACAACCUUAAAACAUCCACCAGGUGGCACCGAGGAGGUAGUUGACUAAAGCGGACAAAACAAAAUCUGCCUAAUUUAACAAAUGCCAUCCUGGCAGCAGGUCUCAUGAUGCACACUUGUGUUUACAGUCCCACUGUGAUGCCAUCACUUUGCACACUGCCACUGUCACUUUGGUACCGGCUCGUCUUUUACUGACUGAUGCCUGUUACUGGCUUAUUGACCAGACGUAUUCUCCAUCCUCUGCUGUGGCAC
Messenger RNA from Erpetoichthys calabaricus (reedfish), 1490 nucleotides. RefSeq lists its product as uncharacterized. NCBI's taxonomy places the organism in Eukaryota, Metazoa, Chordata, Cladistia, Polypteriformes, Polypteridae. Bases 100 to 930 code for a protein of 276 amino acids. The transcript has 10 exons. The record is from RefSeq and is a predicted model, not a curated record.